AUGGACGACCCAAAUCAACCGAGGAGGCAUAACGAUCCGCACGGUCAGCAUACGGCAAACCCCAGGUUCACCUCACAGCCGAACCGAUCCAUAUCUGCAACCACAGCCGACCGGUAUCGCUCUGCACCCCUCAACGCAUCACCUCAAACACCUCGCAGUAUCGGAAGCGCUGGUAACUACAGCAGCUACUAUCCCGAGCCAACGUCAGCCUUCUCAUCCACGCACCUCAACUCUGCAAGUCUAGCUGGAUAUGGAUCCGAGUACAGCCACGAUGGUCGCCAGCAACAGACACAGCAGAGCUUUGGCGGGUAUCCUGGGGCGGCCAUGAUGUACAACGUGGCACAACCGAACGCGCAAACACCCGUGUACGACACCCAGCAGUUUGGCGCGCGGCAGCCUGCAGGCCUUCAGAUGAUGACGCCCGAUGUCGCGUCAACAUAUUUCGGUGGCGCGGCCACAGGUAACCCGGCCUCGCACUCUGCGAGCUUGCAACAGCCGGGCCAGCAUUCGGGAUCGUCCACUGCCCUCUACCAGCCUGGACAGGCACUCAAGUACGCAAACGACAUGUCCAGCGUCAACGCACCAGCGCAGCAGCCUCAGCAGCCAGCGCAGGAGGUUGCGGAUGCUUCCAUGGGCGAGCAGCCAGAGUUCUCAGAGGGCGCUCUGCAGGAGAAAUGGCACAACUAUCAACGGCAACUGGCGACCGUGUUUCAAGACAUUUCGAGCGGCUCCCUCGAGACCGCAGCUGAGACACUUCUGUCUAUUUCAAACUGGUUGUUAUCGCAAGUUGCAGAACUGGGUCUCACAACGGAUGACGCCAACUUACAUUCCGACCGCAUCAAGCUAUGGGACGACUUCAACCACGCCUGGCUGGCACUGGGGCAGAAACAAUUUGACCUCAUGCAGGACACCCAGCAAAUGUCGCGUCCGGCACGCCUGCUGUCGUACGAUAGCAUCGAGAACAUAGGCGACGAAAUUGUGCGCCUUUGCAAUGACCUGGAGCGUCACGGUUUGGUAGACUACCAGUACGGUGUGUGGGAAGAACAGAUCACGGAGAUCAUGAUGGCCUGCCUAGACCUUUACGACAACCGAACACAAGAUUCCGGCGCAUGA
Messenger RNA from Emericellopsis cladophorae, 1113 nucleotides. RefSeq lists its product as uncharacterized. The transcript has 3 exons. Bases 1 to 1113 code for a protein of 370 amino acids. NCBI's taxonomy places the organism in Eukaryota, Fungi, Ascomycota, Sordariomycetes, Hypocreales, Bionectriaceae. The record is from RefSeq and is a predicted model, not a curated record.